AUGGCACUUCAGCCCUAUGCCGCCGAGCUCAGCCUCGCCCUCGCCGCCGUCCACAAUGCCUCAGUUCUGACCAAAUCCGUGCUGCGCUCGCUGAAAAAUCACGUCUCCGCAGAGACCAAAGCCGACGACUCGCCGGUAACCAUAGCCGACUUCGCAGCCCAGGCGCUCCUCAUCAGUGCAAUCCAUGCCAUCUACCCGAACGAUCAAUUCCUCGGCGAGGAGAGCGCAGACGCGUUGCGCUCCAAUGCGCCGCUAGCAGACCGCGUGUGGGAGCUUGUGCAACGCGCAGAGAGUCUGCAUGCAGAGAGAACCCAAAGCGGCUCUGCUCAGGGUGCACAGACACUUACCUUCCCGGCCAGCAAAGAGGAGAUGUUUGAGCUGAUUGAUCGUGGCGGGAAGGGCGAGCAGACUGCUACGGGCCGUGUGUGGGUCAUGGACCCUGUGGAUGGGACGGCGACGUUCAUGCAGGGCCAGCAAUAUGCUGUGUGUUUGUGCUUGCUGGCUGAUGGCAAGCAGGCUGUGGGGAUUAUUGGGUGUCCGAACUUGGCGUUUGAUGUUGAAGGGCCGCUGGGACAGAGCAGGGUGCAUGAGGAUCUUGUUGACGAGAAAGGGUUUGGAGUUGUGCUGUCUGCGGUCCAAGGGCAGGGCACAUUCGUUAGGAGGAUGAUGGAAAACGGAUGGGGAGAGGCGAGGAAGGUUAACCUGAGUGAGUUGCCAGAGAAGAAGCUUGAGGAGCUGAACUUCGUUGAGAGCACGUUGGGAAAGACCAGUCUCUCGCAGGAGGAGCAUAAGGCUGUCUGUGAGCAGCUCGGUGGGCAAUGGCCAGGCACUGUCAUUUGGGCACAGCAAGUCAAGCAUGUUGCACUCGCACUUGGGUCGACAGACGUGAUGGUUCGCAUUCCCAAGACUGUCGACAGAUUCACUUGUGUAUGGGAUCAUGCCGGCGGGCACAUCCUAUACACGGAAGCCGGUGGGCUAAUCAAAGACUUCCACGGCGGAGGCAUCGACUUCACACAGGGCCGACACAUUGCAGGGGAGCGCAACUAUGGCAUGAUAGCCGCGCUGCCAUCCGUCUUCGAGAAGGUGGAACGGGCCGUGAAAGAUGUCAUCGCCCGGAGACCACAGUGA
Didymella exigua CBS 183.55 is the source of this 1128-nucleotide messenger RNA. Its product is annotated as carbohydrate phosphatase. Lineage: Eukaryota; Fungi; Ascomycota; Dothideomycetes; Pleosporales; Didymellaceae. The record is from RefSeq and is a predicted model, not a curated record. Gene Ontology annotation, biological process: sulfate assimilation. Bases 1 to 1128 code for a protein of 375 amino acids. The transcript has a single exon. Gene Ontology annotation, molecular function: 3'(2'),5'-bisphosphate nucleotidase activity.